Spirodela intermedia is the source of this 4813-nucleotide messenger RNA. Lineage: Eukaryota; Viridiplantae; Streptophyta; Magnoliopsida; Alismatales; Araceae. The record is from the annotation of a GenBank genome assembly.
AUGGCAGCUCAGCUGAUCAACGACGAUGGCGUUACCAGGAGCGGCGGCGGCGGCGGCGUCUCGCUUCAGCAGAUGCUUCAGUUGGUAGUGCAGAGGCUUCAGUGGACGUACAGUCUCUUCUGGCAGCUCUGCCCGCAGCAAGGGUUGGUAGAAUCACAGAGCUUACUUCGGUCUCCAUUUUUUAUCAUCUCUGAUUGACCGUCGACUGCGAUUAGGGCUCUGGUGUGGGCUGAUGGGUACUACAAUGGCGCUAUAAAGACGAGGAAGAUGGUGCAACCGGUGGAGGCGACGGCAGAGGAGGUUUCGCUCCAGCGCAGCCUGCAGCUGAGGGAGCUCUACGAGUCGCUCUCCUUGGGGGAGGAGAACCAGCCGUCGCGCCGCCCCUGCGCCGCCCUCUCACCGGAGGAUCUCACCGAGUCAGAGUGGUUCUACCUGAUGUGCAUCUCCUUCUUCUUCCCUCCAGGCGUAGGGUAAGUCCGCCUCUCUUCUCCUUUUUCUUCAUCAUCACUGUCAUCGGCGAUCUUCUUCUCGCUCCGUCACCACGAUCAUCUUUCGUCUUCUCUCUCUCUCCUUCUUCUGCUCUUCUCCUCCACUUCAUCGUCGUCGAUGCCGCCGCCGUCUUCUUCAUCUUCUUUCGAUCAUCCGUCUCUUCCAUUGAUCAAUCUUUCUCUGCGUGCCAUUCAUCUGGGCCAUCUUCUGCUCCAUUUAUCCGUCUCCCUCACGCGCCUCGAAUCAACGCAUACGUUUUCUUAGCCUUUUCGAUUCUCGACGGCGAGUGUUGGGAGGCGCGCCUCUCUUUGGUGCAGCCAAAGGAAUGAUUUCCAAAUAGAGUCCAGACCCCAUUUCCUCUUCUUUACUAGGACGAGUUUUCCUGGCGAAUCGACGGAGAUGAUGACGCUACAUGCUACGAUACUCUUUGCCGGCACGAUUUGAGAAUUCUCGCUAGAUUUGAGCCUGCGCACUGCCUGCUUCCAUGUGGGACGGGUGAUUAAUAUGCAUCCACCUUCUCCCUCAGCCAGUGCUACCCUCUGAGAUAGAGAGAGAGGAGAGAGAGAGAGAGAGAGAGAGAUCAGGGGCUCUGGGCCAUGGAAUGAUCAUUGCUGUUGUUCUCAUCGUCGACAACGAUAAGGGCCGUUGCUAGAAGUCUGGGGCUCAUUUAGAGGCUGGAAGCUAGCUUGAAAGAAGCAGAGGAUUAACGGAUCGGAGGAUGGGGCUCGGAAAAUCCUCGGUUAACUGUUACUCGAAAGAGACCAUCCAAAUCGUAUUGAGAUAUAACAUUUUCUCAUAUUCUUCUGAAUUUCCCUCGUUUUGUCCCUAUAAUUUCCAAUGGAAACCCACCUUGGAAAUCUUGUUUAGACGAGAUACAUCGCUGGUUUUCAUCCAAGAUCGUUAAUUUUUAUAUGAAAUAAACCGAGGAAAUCUGUCUGAGGAAGCAUGGGUGCAGUAUUUUUCUGGAUUUCACAUUAAUUUACUAUUUUAACAUGAAAUCAUCACAUUAAUCUUCUUAAUUGCACCCAUUAGCGUAUUUCUUUCAAUAUUCUGCAUAUUUUCCUGAAUAAUUGCUCUGAAAUCGCAUCGUUAUCGUAUGGACAAUCUUAGUAUGGUCAUGGCACUCCAUUACUGGGAGAACCUCCCAGGUUAGGCUCUCUCAAGAGAGAUUUCCUGACUGUUUCCAUAGAUACGAACCCUAAUAUCUCUUGUUGCCUCCAGACGGACUACCAAAACUGCCCAACGCCUUCCCCAUUCUUCAUGUUUUGAUUCAGCGGUCCCGUUUUUAGAAUCCCUCUCUAUCAGAUGAGUAAAGACCAGCCCUUUCCUUCUCAGACGCUCCCAGAUUUUAGCAGUAGUACGAACGGCAAAGGAGAAACAGAUAAGAGGGUGACGACACAGAUAGAGAGAAAGAAAGAAAGAAUGUCUGUGGGAUUUUCUUACGGCCUUCCGAUCGUUCCAUUGAAGGAAAAAAUGGGCACAUAUGGACUAGAGAAUACGUUCAGGGGGUUUGGGCUCUUCGAGUAAUUAGGAUUUGGGCUCCUGGAGCGAUGAUUUACCCGCAGGAUGAUGAAUCUGAGGGCUCAACGGAGAAGAAGACACACUGAUUUUCUGGUCCUGUGUCGCCCCGUCAAUUCAGCCAUCAGAGGACGACCAGGGACUGGAAUCAUCUCUGGGGAGAGUCGACUUCUUAGUCUUCACCCAUUGGGAUCAUAUCUCCUCCCUCUCCCAGAGAAUGCUCGCCUGGUUCCCUCGGCCCACGAGGGUGCCGCCGGCCGGCCUGGGUAAACCUCGUCGGCGUUCCCGGAAACGGGGAGAUGGGGAAAAUAUGUCCUCGUGUUCUCCCAAGAACGUUUUUCUCUGCAGUUUUUUUUUUACUGAGAAGUCUGAAGAGUGGUCAGAACUCCCUCAAAGAGUGGUUUCUCUUCAGGUGUUAUAGUUUGAAAGUUGUGUCUGUCCCCUCUUGGCGUUGACUUAGAUCUGCACCCUCUUGGUUGCAGGAUGCCGGGAAAGGCGUUCGAGAAGCAGCAGGCAGUGUGGCUCGCGGGAGCCAACGAGGUCGACAGCAAGGUCUUCUCCAGGGCCAUCCUCGCCAAGGUGCCGCCGCCUUCUUCUUUCUUCUGCUUCCUCUUCCUUCUCUCCUUCCUCCUCUUCGGUCUUCGGCCUUCGUCCUUCGUCCUUCUGUUCCUUCCGCCUCUUCUACCUUCAUCCGUCUGCUUCAUCUUCUUCUUCUUCUUCUUCUUCCUUCCUCCUCUUCGUCCUCUCUCUCUCUCGCUCUCCUCCUCUUCCUCCUAAUCAUCAUCGUCUUCCUCUUUUUCCGCUUCCUCCUCAUUAUUCGUCUUAACCGUUCAUCGCUUCUUCUUCUUCUUCUUCUUCGCCGUUCUUCGCCAUUUCCUCUUUUUCUUCGUCCCCAUUUCUCACUGCCUUGUACUUCUUCCUUCCUCCCGGAUGCGAAUCUCCACGGGCGGCCACAAACUCCGACGGCAUCAAAACCAGGGAGCUCAAAUCAAGGUCCGCCCUCUUCGCCUUUCCGCUCCUUCCUCUCCUCUUGGAAACCCUAAACGAGAGAGAGGGUAAGCAACCUAAGAGGAGUUCCAUUGAUGUUGCAGACUGUCGUUUUCAUUCCCGUCGGAGAUGGCGUUCUUGAAGUCGGCACCACUGACAGCGUAAGAACCCCUCAGAUCUCUCAGUUUUAAUUCAUGUCCCUGGACGAAUUCAUUCAUACUUCUGAUCUGCAGGUUGAAGAAGACCAGGCUCUGAUCCAUCUGAUGAAGAGCUUCUUCUCCGGUUACCGCCAACAGCCGCUCCAUGGCAACAAACCCGCCCUCUCGGAGCACUCCACCUCCACCCCCGCCGCCGCCAACGACGGCCGGAGGCAGCACCUCCGGCCGCCGUCCCUCGACGCCAUUCCUCCGCCGCCGCCUCCGGCGGACCUCCAUAGGUACGACGACGGUGACCACGCCGGCGGCGACGACGACGACGACGACGACGACGAUGACGACGACGAAGACGAGGAGGAGCCGGAGUCCAGCUCUGAUUCCGGCAACGGCGGCGGCGGCAAGGCGGAGCCGACGGAGAUGGUGCAUAUGCAGACGCCGGAGGAGAUUCUUCUGGGCUCGCCGGAGGACUGCUCCAAUGACCUCGACGCCGACCUGCAGAUGCUGGCUCUAUGCCGCGCCGCCGCCGCCGCCGCCGCCGUCGGCGGCGGCGGCGGCGGCGGCGAAUCCACCGGCGGGAUGCAGUCGGCCAUGUCGGAGGAGGACGCUCACUAUUCUCAGACGGUCUCGACGAUCCUGCAGCACAACCCUAGCCGAUGGGCGGAGUCCUGCUCGAGCGGGCGCCUGCUCGAGCGGGCCCGGCAGUCCGCGUUCGGCGCCUGGUCCGGUGGCGCCGCCCCCACCGCCGGCGAUGGGGCGACGCAGUGGAUGCUCAAGCAGGCCCUUCACGGCGUCCCCUACCUCCACGACCGGUGCAAGGAGGAGAGCGGCUCCCCGAGGACGGCGGAGGCGGAGGGCGGCGCCACUAGGUUCCGCAGGGGCGGCGGCGGCGCGCCACAGGAGGAGAUGAACGCGAGCCACGUCCUGGCGGAGCGGCGGCGGAGGGAGAAGCUCAACGAGCGGUUCAUCACCCUCCGCUCGAUGGUUCCCUGCGUGACCAAAGUACGAUCCCCCCGCCACUGCCACCGCCACCGCCUUCGCCGCCGUUGUUUCCGAGCUCUUUCCAUCUCGCCGCCGUUGACCUCCGCAAGUCUUGCAGAUGGACAAGGCCUCGAUCCUCGGGGACACGAUCGAGUACCUGAAGAAGCUCCUCCGGCGGAUCCAGGAGAUGGAGACGCAGAUCAAGUUCAUGGAGGCCGGUCGGAGAACCAGCGCCGCCGUGGAGGUGGCACCGCCGCCCGUCCGCGGCCGGGUGCCGCCGGGAGAGCCGGAGAGGAAGAAGCUGAGGGCUAUCGCCGCCGUGGGGGCGGAGAUCAGCGUCCAGGUCUCCAUCAUCGAAGCCGACGCCCUCCUCGAGCUUCAGUGCCCCAACAGGGACGGGCUCCUCCUGCGGAUGUUGCAGACGGUCCACGAUUUAGGGUUGGAGACCACCUCCGUGGAGUCCUCCUCCGCCGCCGGCGUCCUCGUCGCGCAGAUCAGAGCCAAGGUAAAACCCUUCACGCCACCACCUUAUCCGCGGAGCGAGAGAGAGAGAGAGGGUAUCUAAGAAAGGCAACAGGGCGGGGGGCCUUAUCUCUCCUGGUUUGCAGGUGGUGGAGGGACCGCUUGGGAGGACGACGAGCAUCGUAGAGGUGAAGAAGGCGCUCCACCGUCUCUUAUCGCCGUAG